Mycetomoellerius zeteki is the source of this 1252-nucleotide messenger RNA. Its product is annotated as C-type lectin domain family 10 member A. NCBI's taxonomy places the organism in Eukaryota, Metazoa, Arthropoda, Insecta, Hymenoptera, Formicidae. Bases 89 to 1069 code for a protein of 326 amino acids. The record is from RefSeq and is a predicted model, not a curated record. The transcript is spliced from 5 exons.
UCAAGAAACGAGAAUGAGGACGAUCCUGCAUGCGUAUUGCGACUUCUAUAUUGUGUACCUCGGCGAAUAAAAGACGUGUGAAGUAGACAUGUGGAAGUGUUGGGCCCUGUUUCUGUGUGUCGCAGGUUUAUCCUCGGCCGUUUUGGAGGCGCCAAACUUUGAUAUUAGUCCUUUGACUAAUCAAUCCAUAACGUUACGACAGCAUGAAUCCGUGAGAAGAUUCGCAUGUCCCGUGGGAUUCUUUCGACUGAAACGAUUCUGUUAUUAUCUCAGUGCCGGUACGGCACCAUGGAGAGAGGCGUACUUUCACUGCAAGGACAGAAAUGCCACUUUGGCAAUAUUGGACAGAAAUGGAAAGGACAAAAUGCUGAGGAAAUACCUAAUGGGGGAUCAAUUUACGAAAUUGGAACGAUGGAUCGGAGGAAUUUUCAAUUGGCAACAAAUGGCUUGGGAAUGGGGUGUAACAGGUGAAAAGAUGGUUUUCCAGAGUUUCGGGAAAAUGGAACCUGGCAGAUCCAAGAAGUAUGCAUGGCAUUGUAUCAUAAUGGAUCCUGUCUUGAAAUAUAAGUGGAGUGCAAGGAGUUGUAUGGAACGAAAGUAUUAUAUAUGCGAAGUACCCGCCGGCCGUUUAGCCAGAAGACGCAAGAAGUCGCAAGACCCCUUCGCGCCGCAAAACCAAAGAUUAAAGCCUAGAAAAAAGGGCAAAAAGUACUUAGACGAACAGAGGAAACCAGGUGAAAGAAAGAAGAAUCGGGCAAAUUCGAGAAGAAAUUGGUUGGAUCAAGGAGAGAAUCAACAAUGGGCCCAUGGUGUCAAACUAGGAUCGCGACCACCUUCUAACGUGAAGAUGAUGCCUAGAGAACGCACGCGACAUCAUUCAAAUAGAACCCGUGUGCAAUCAACUGUGCCAAGGGUUGCCCAAGUAUUACCACAAGGACGAGAAUAUGGCGCAUUUUUAGCCAACGGAUACCAUCAAUCCCAGAAUUUAGCAGAUACGGACAACGUCCUUUCGCAGUUUCAUAAUAAAAUAAACGACUUCGCGCGAGAGGAGAUUUUGUUGAAGCCGUGAAAGAAAAAUUGAAUCAUUAUAUCAUAAUUAUAGUUAUAAUUGCAGCUUUGCUACUGCUCUGUUACAUAAUAUACGCAUCUAAGAGAAAAGCCAUUUGAAAGAUAAACUUUCACUACAACGACGCUGUUGAACUGCCAACGUUAUUUUAUUAUAAUUUAUAUUAUUUGUGGCUGUUAUUGUAAA